UUUUUUUUUUUUUUAUUUUUCUUUUGUUCUCUUUUUAUAUCUAUAUAUAUAACAUCAUUAAAUCUCUUGAAUGGGUGUUCAGGGUCUAUGGACACUUUUAUCUCCUGCUGCAAGGCCUAUACAGUUGGAAUCUUUACGUGAUCGGAAACUUGCCAUUGAUGCUAGUAUAUGGAUUCACCAAUUUAUGCGAACCAUGCGAAGUGAAGAUGGUUCAGUUUUACGGAAUGGUCAUGUACUCGGAUUCUUUCGUCGAUUGUGCAAACUACUGUUUUACAAUAUUAAACCUGUAUUUGUUUUUGACGGUGGUGCCCCAACUUUGAAACGAUCAACUAUUAGAGAACGAAGACAAAGACGUCAAGGGAUUCAAGAAAACGUCAAACGUACAGCUGAAAAGAUUUUAAAUGCUCAAAUGAAGGCUCAUUUUUUAAUGGAAGAAGAAAAACGACGGAAAGCAAUAGCACAAAGCGGAAAUAGUACUACUAUCAACAACAAAGAUGAUGAUGAUGAUGAUGAUGAAAAUUAUGUUUACUUGGAACAAUUGGAUAAUACUGCAGCUUUAGAUACUUUACGACAUCAAAACACCAUCAAACAAGAUCAAUAUCAGCUUCCACCUUUGAUGACGACUGGAGAAUAUCAAAAAAAGGAUCCAAGAUUAGCCACCAAUCAAGAAUUAUUAGAUUUUAUUGAAGAAUUCAAACCAUCAGACAUCAACAUGGAUUCCAAUGUUUUCCAACAGUUACCUACUGAAAUCCAAUAUGAAAUCAUUCAAGAUCUAAAGCUAAAAUCUCGACAAACUUCUUGGGCAAGAUUAGAUAACAUGGUACGCCAAUCCAAAACACCGCUUGAUUUUUCAAAACAACAAAUCUUACAACUCAAACAUAGAAAUGAAAUGACCCAACGUGUACUGCAAAUGAAUGAUAUGGCCAGUAUGUCCAAUGAUACAGCAACUCCUUCUCGUAUUGCAAGUGAACGUGGAAAAGCAUAUGUUCUCCUAAAGAAUGAAAACUUGGAAGAAGGUUUAGGAUGGAAGCUUCCUGGGUUGGGCAACAAAACUUCAACAGCGACAGUAACAAAACAAGAAUCAAUACAAAAUAUGGAUGACGAUAUCGACAUGGAUCUCAAAGAUGAAAAAACAGUUGAAAAUGUACUUUCACCUUCUAGUUUGGAAAUGGAAGACGAUCCUGUGGCGAAAGCGGUAGCAAGCAAUCCUGCAUUAGCGGCAAUGAUGGGGAAUUUUGAAAAUGAAUUAAAAGAUGAGAAUGAAUACGCAACAAAUGACAAUGUUAUCGAGUCUACUCCUUAUGAUCAAUAUGAUGACAACGAUAUCUAUCAACAGAGUUUCGAUGAUUUGGAUGAUAGUGCACCGUUAUUCAUUAAUAAUGGACAAGAAGGCAAUAUAUCAGAAGAUGAUGAUCAGUUAUCCUCAGAUUAUUUGGAUGAUUUUGGACAAUACGGACAACAGGAUGAAGUGCAUUUGAACCAAAUUCUUUUGAAAAUGUACAAUGAAAACCAUGAACAACAAUUACGACAACAACGUACUGUAGAAUCAUUGACAGGAGUCAUCUCUGAGCACAAUGAUGAAUUGGAUAAUUCUCAUGAUGAUGUGUUUGAUACCAUGAUGGAAUUGGAUGCUGACAAUUUUUAUCAAUUAUGGCUUUCUCGUGUUCCUGAUGCUUUUAUUUAUAUGUAUUCAUUGAAUGACGAAUACAAGACUAUUCUCAAAAAUGUCAUCUCUGAUACUACCUCAAUAUCUGAUUUGGAACAACAAUUGAAAUCUGUGCAAAAGGCGUUUGGCAAAUCCAAUGAUAGUGACACUAUGGCUCAUGAAUCUCUGACAUUUCACGAAAACCUGUUACGACAUGCACUGAUAUGGAAAAGAAAAAAGACGGAAGAAGGAUCAACGAUAGCCACUACUCAGCAAGAAACAUCGACAGACUCAAUGAGCGACGUAAACAAUGGUUUAAUUGUGCUUGAUGAUGAUGAUGAUGACGAUGACGAUAUUCAACUGGUUGACAAUGCAGAUGACUGGAAACAACAUCAACAACAAUCACAACUGGAAUUACAACAUCAAAACAAAAAAGAAACGCAUGAAAACACCACCAUCCAUGUUUCCAGCCCUUCAUCGACACAUAUGGCACGCUUGACGGAGGACCCCAUGAAGAUCGAUCGUACUAUAUUGGCUUCCACGAUAUUGAACGAUACAGCACCACAUGAAUCGAAAUUACAACCACUUGAUGUGAAUCAGAAAGAUAGACAUGAUCACGAGGAAGAAGCAAUGGUAGUUGACAAUGUAGGUAAUCAUGUAGAUAAGCGACAUGAAAUGGAAGACUUGACGACUUUAGACAUAAUUCAACAUGAUGAUUAUCAGUCAACUAUGGCAGCAGACAAUCAACCAGAGGAAACAAAUCAGGAGGCGAUGAUGGAUAUUGGAUAUAACUCUGAUGAAGAGCUUACAGGCAACGUGGAAGAAGAAGAAGCGGAAUUUGCACGAUUUGUAUCGGACAUAGCAUCUCGGGAUAUUAGCAGCGUACGACAAGAACUAGCGGAUGAUGUACACCAACUUAACAAACAGCAAUCAAAGGCAAUGGGAAAUGCUGAUAGUGUGACGGAACAGAUGGUAAAAGAUAUUCAAGAACUUCUACAACUAUUUGGUGUACCAUAUAUAGUGUCUCCUAUGGAAGCGGAAGCUCAAUGUGCUUUCUUGUUGGAUCAUGAUCUUGUGGAUGGUGUAGUGACAGAUGAUUCGGAUGUCUUCCUCUUUGGUGGUAGUCGCGUUUACAAAAACAUGUUCCAUCAACAAAAAUAUGUGGAAUGCUACUUAUUACAAGACAUUGAUCGUGAAAUGAGGUUGGACCGACAAAAACUCAUUCAACUGGCUUAUUUUCUUGGAAGUGAUUAUACACCUGGACUUCCCGGAAUUGGACCUGUCGUUGCUAUGGAAAUUUUGGCCGCUUUUCAACAAGACAAGGAUCAGGAGGAUUCAUCAUUAGAAGGUCCUCUUAUUCGUUUCAAGGAGUGGUAUGAAAGUGGAUUGGAUGAAUCCGAUUUUCAAAGGAAGUUUAGAAAGAAGCACAAACAUUUAGAUAUACCUGCUGAUUUCCCAAAUCCUUUGAUCAAAGAAGCUUACUAUCAUCCCAUGGUUGAUACUUCCUUGGAACGAUUUAGUUGGUCACCUCCACAAUUGGAUUCUUUACGUCUUUAUUUGAUGAAAUCAUUUUCUUGGUCUGAAGAAAAGACGGAUCAAGUAUUGAUACCUGUGAUACGUGAAAUGAAUAAUCGAAAGGCUACUGGACAACAGACGACAAUCAGCAAUUAUUUUGAUGCUUCAGCAGGAUUAUCAUCAUCUUAUUCGGCACCGCGACAUCAACGAAAACAUAAAAGCAAACGUAUACAACAAGUAGUCAAUCAACUGAAGAAGAAGAAAGCCGAACGGAUGACUUCCGAGUUAGAUUCAAGUGAUUCUGACAAUGAUACCAAGGUGGUAAAGAAACCUAAACAGAAACGCACAGCAUAGAACAUAGUUUAUCAAUUUAUUUUUUUUUGUAUAUAUUUAAUAAAAAUUUUUAAUUUUCUUUUUUGCAUGAACAAAA
Halteromyces radiatus is the source of this 3590-nucleotide messenger RNA. RefSeq lists its product as uncharacterized. The record is from RefSeq and is a predicted model, not a curated record. The transcript has 5 exons. The coding region runs from base 71 to 3514 and encodes 1147 amino acids. Gene Ontology annotation, molecular function: DNA endonuclease activity; single-stranded DNA binding. NCBI's taxonomy places the organism in Eukaryota, Fungi, Mucoromycota, Mucoromycetes, Mucorales, Cunninghamellaceae. Gene Ontology annotation, biological process: nucleotide-excision repair. Gene Ontology annotation, cellular component: nucleus.